AUGGGUUUCGUGGCUCUGGUAGGAUUGAUGUGUGCUGUGGUGUUUUAUUUUCCAGCUGAGUCCAUAGAUGUCGUUGCUCCCUGCAAGGUUCUGGAUUGUCCAGAGAAGUGCGUCAACGGAUACGUCCUGGAUGCGAAUGGAUGCGUAACAUGUGAAUGUAAUAAUGCCUGCGGCGAGAUGCAGUGUGGAGAAAAUGCGAUGUGUGCUGCCGUCGACAGUGCCAAACCUGAAGCUGGCUUCAAAUGCUUCCCUCUCUACAAACUCUGCUGUCCGAGACCAACGAAACCAAUUUGGAGUUUCUGGUUCUACCCUCAAAACUACUGCCAAACCUGCUUCCCUGGUUGCAAGAACUAUGGCUGCCCGAAAGGUCAAAUAUGCUGUACGGACUGGUUCGGGUGUCCACAAUGUGUUUGGCCGGUCAUCUGCAUGGACUAUAUGGAAGACUCAAUGAUCAACAUCAAGCAGCUGUGA
Messenger RNA from Helobdella robusta, 471 nucleotides. RefSeq lists its product as hypothetical. The transcript is spliced from 4 exons. Gene Ontology annotation, molecular function: serine-type endopeptidase inhibitor activity. Lineage: Eukaryota; Metazoa; Annelida; Clitellata; Rhynchobdellida; Glossiphoniidae. Bases 1 to 471 code for a protein of 156 amino acids. The record is from RefSeq and is a predicted model, not a curated record.